GUCAGUGUAGCAGCAUUUGCGAAAAACUCUGCUGUCUGUGUGCUCUGCUGCCCGACUAUUUAGGAUUUUAGAGUAGAGUCAGACACAAUAUUAUAGCCUGCCACACGUUAGUAUCGCGGACGACAAUGUGAAAAAAUUAACGCCGUUUCUUCACUUCAACACUCUUCCACUUACUAACUAACCAAAUAUUAAAAAAAAAACAUAAAUAAAUAAAAUGCCAUUAUUCUGUUAAAGUAAUAUGAAACAAAAAGAAAACUUUCAAAUAACAAUUUAACAAAAAUUAGAAACUCUUGGAUUAUAACACAAAACCAUACAGUAGCUGCAGUCAUUUGAACAACUUUUUCAUUGGAAAAAGUUGCAGGACCCCCCCAUAUUCAACAAGGAACCCCCACAACACAAUAACGGAAUAUUUGGAUUUACUUAAGACAAACGACUGCUAGAGCCUUCAACUUCAACAAUAUUUGGCAUUACAAAAAAACCCCACAACCAAGUCCGCGUAUACUUAAAAAAAAAAUCAACAAAAAACCAUUGGAUACUUAAAAACAUGAUUUAAAAAAAAAAAACAAAGUGUGGAACAAAGAAAAUUAAAAAAUUUGAACAAAAAAGUAAAAAAAAUUAAAAAAAAAGUUUUAAAAAACAUCAAUUUGGAAGAAACCAAAAAUUUGCAUAAAAGUCUGGGCCUUUAACUUAUGAUUCUACAACAUUGUCUAUAAAACAAAAAAUGCAUCGUCAUGUUAGGGAAUGCCAAAGAAUCAUUUUCGAAAAUUUUAAACCACAAAAAAGUGAAAUAAACACCACUUGAUUGGAACCCAACAUCGAGAUUUUCUACAAUUACAACUUCAACAAAAAAGCAAAAAAAAAAAACCAAAAUUUGGAUUAUACAAAAAGAGUAGAGAAAUUUUAUUUAAUAAAAUUUUAAACAACAGCCCCACAUUUUAGUGUUCAUUAAUUAUUGUGUCAAACAACAUCAAACAUUAAAAACAACAAAAAAAAACUAAACUACUCUCUUCAAAACAAAAAGAAAUUAUCCUAGUGCUGUGUUUUCUACCAUUUAAUAAAAUAAAAUUAAAAAAUCUAGAACAAAAUAUUAUUAAAACAAAAAAAAAAAACAAAAAUUAAGUCAGACUCAAUGAAAAAAUUUUAUCAACGAAAGUAAAACCAUCAACCAAAACCAACAUUGGGAUUAUUCAACAGCAGCAACCACAACUCAUCAUAACCGGCAACAAACUAACAUUUUUUCAGCAUACCUAAAACCCCUGCGCACCAGCAUCUUCCAAUUUGCUUUAGGAUCCCACAAACAUUUUUCGCCUGCCGCCAUUUGUGCUGUUGAUACACAACGACGACACCAUCACCACACCAUCGGUUUUGUUUUUUUUUUUUACCACUUUGGAGUCUUACAUUGAUACCGACGAGGCCUUUCUUCUUCAUACCCCGCUCUGAUUUCCAGAACACUUCUCAAAAUAUUUUGAGUUGUCCAGAACAAGUGGCCGGACGGAAUCUUCGAACUAUUAUUAGCAGCAGACCUUGUUAGAUAAUAGAUUACUGGAAUUUUCUACUUCAGCAGCUACAGCAAAAACUAGUGUCCACCUCAUCGCCGAUAAAACGAAUUUGAAAAUGGCGGAAGGCAAUGGCGAACUGGUAGAAGAUAUCAAUCAAAAAACAGAAGAGCGUGGUGAUGGCGUUAAAACAGAGGACUAUCCAAAAUUGUUGGAAUAUGGCUUAGAUAAAAAAGUUGCCGGUAAACUUGAUGAGAUAUACAAAACAGGUAAACUCGCCCAUGCAGAAUUAGAUGAACGCGCACUGGAUGCGCUCAAAGAGUUUCCGGUCGAUGGUGCCUUGAAUGUAUUAAGUCAGUUCCUUGAAUCAAAUUUGGAACAUGUAUCGAAUAAAUCUGCCUACUUAUGCGGGGUUAUGAAAACCUAUCGACAGAAAAGUCGAGCCAGUCAACAGGGUGUACCAACACCAGCCACCACAGUGCAAGUUAAAGGACCAGAUGAGGAGAAAAUCAAAAAAAUCUUAGAACGUACCGGUUAUACUUUAGAUGUUACCACGGGCCAACGCAAAUAUGGUGGACCUCCACCGAAUUGGGAUGGUCCCGUACCGGGUAACGGAUGCGAGGUAUUUUGUGGGAAAAUACCUAAAGAUAUGUUUGAAGAUGAACUCAUACCUCUGUUUGAAAAUUGUGGCAACAUCUGGGAUCUUCGAUUAAUGAUGGACCCCAUGACCGGCACAAAUCGUGGCUAUGCAUUUGUAACAUUCAUCUCAAGAGAUGCUGCUGCAAAUGCUGUCAAACAGCUGAAUGAUUUUGAAAUUCGGAAAGGCAAAAAGAUUGGUGUAACGAUAUCAUUUAAUAAUCACCGGCUCUUUGUCGGCAAUAUACCUAAGAAUAGAGAUCAUGAUGAAUUAAUUGAGGAAUUUUCUAAACAUGCACCCGGCCUUAUUGAAGUGAUAAUUUACAGUUCACCGGACGAUAAGAAAAAGAAUCGUGGUUUUUGUUUUCUCGAAUAUGAAUCACACAAAGCCGCUUCAUUAGCAAAACGACGACUUGGUACUGGUAGAACUAAGGUCUGGGGAUGUGAUAUUAUUGUCGAUUGGGCUGAUCCACAAGAGGAGCCGGAUGAACAAACAAUGUCUAAAGUCAAAGUCUUGUAUGUUCGAAAUUUAACCCAGGAUGUGACAGAGGAGAAAUUGAAGGAACAAUUUGAGCAAUAUGGCAAAGUUGAACGUGUUAAGAAAAUAAAAGACUAUGCUUUUGUGCAUUUUGAGGAUCGUGAUAGUGCUGUGGUUGCAAUGAGGUCUCUAAAUGGCAAAGAGGUUGGUGCAUCUAAUAUGGAGGUAUCCCUGGCCAAACCACCUUCGGACAAAAAGAAAAAGGAAGAAAUACUACGUGCUCGUGAACGUCGAAUGAUGCAAAUGAUGCAAGGACGUCCUGGCCUAGUGGGUUUUGAACCAUUGUCUCCAUACAGAAAUCUAUCACCAACACAUCCUGGCAUGAUACCAUUAGGUACACCCAUGCGUAUACCCGGUGCUCCAAGGAUUCCUUUACGCACACCAAUGCCCAGGGACUAUGAUUAUGAAUAUGACUUUUAUGGUUAUUCGGAUUAUCGCGGUGGCUACAAUGAUUCAUAUUAUGAUGAUUUUUAUCGUACUUUUGAUGGCGAAUAUUUCUUUGAUUAUCCACCGGGCGGUGUGGCGCCACUGCCACCUGGUGCCGCUGGUGGUGGGUGUCCAGUUGCCGGCGCCUCCGGUGGUGGUUUGCCGAGAACAACACGAACUAAUGUGGGGGUUGGCCGUGGCCGUGGAAUCACGGCGCGUGGACGAACCGUUGGGCUCCGUGGCAACAUCAAUCGUCAGGGGGCCCCUCAGGCGGCGGUGGUGGCGGCGGCGGUGGUAGCUCAGCGGGGGGCCACCGUGCAGGGGGCUCAGGCAGCAAUCGGGGGGGUCCGUGGGGUGGGACAAAUGCGUCCCAGCGCUCGUGGCACUCAGCACGCCAAACCGCUACCAAAUUUACCAGUAGUAGUCGGUAAGCGUAAAUUUGAUGGAGGUCACCAAAAUCCAGCAGAUAUUAAGCGACGUUACCCGGGCGGUUUGAUAGGAAAUGGCGGCAGUUGGGGCAGUUUACCACUACCACAACAACCAUUAGGCACUAAUGGCGAACAAUGGUAUACGGAUACGUUUCCUACAUGGAGUUAAAGAAACACAAUAACAACAACAACCACAAUAUUAUCGAAAAAAAAAAACAAACACCAACUCUCACACAUACAUACACUCACAAACACACACACACACACACAGAAACAACACACAUAACCACACUCAUAAACAAUACACAUAAUACACACUUAAAAACCCAUUAUUACUAAAACGACAAACAAUUAUUCCCCUUAAAAUUUUUUUAAAAUUUAUAAUAAAGCAAAAUUAUGAUGAUUUCUUAAAGGCUACAACAAUAAGCAGAGAUAAAUUCACACAACAAUUAUGAAAAAAUAAUAAUAAUAUUUUUUUUUAGAUAAAAAGAAUAAGCAAUACUAUAGACAAACAAAAAAACAAGAAAAUAUUUAAGAUAAAAAUUAUAAAUUUUCUAUAAUUAAACAAAAACCGAAAAACCUUGAGAUCAGUAGUAGUUCAGCCAAAAUAAGGAAAAGAAAUUAUUUAUCACCUUGACACGUCCUUCUCAAAAGAUGGCAAGCCACAAAACCAACCACAUUACAUACAAUAUAUAAUUACAAUAAAACAACAACUACAAAGGCAAAAAGAGAUCACAUUUUUAAUAUAUAACUACAAGAACAGCAACAAAAAAUGGUAGUAAAUAAAACAAAAAACCACAUAUAUAACAGCUUACUUUUAUAAUUCAAAACAAAAGAAUGAAGCAAAAACAAAAUAUAUUAAAAAAAUUUUAACUUUUUUUUUACAAUUUCUAUAAAACUUAUUUUUUAACUCCAAAAUGCAAACAGAAGAUCAAAUUGAAAGAUUUUAAAGCAAUUUUUAUUUAUAUAUUGGCUUUUCCUUAUUACGUUUUUUUUCUUAACCAUUGUUUAUGUUUGACAAAAUUGAAUUUUUCGAAUUUUACUUUUGGCCAAGAGAUUUUUAUACUGUUUUACUUGGAAAAAAAUUUAUAAUUUGUUUCUUUAUAAAUAACAUUGAAAAAAAAUAACGAAUAUUUCUAUGAAAUCGUUAAGAUUUUAAGCAUUAAAAUUAAACACACACAAAAAUUAAAGAUUGAAAAAAAUUUUCUAAGCAAAGCUUAACAAAGAAAAAAACACACAAACUUAUAAAUUACGGAAAAAAUACACACAAAACAAAAAAAAAAAAAAAACAAAAUUAAUGACUGAAUUCAAAUAAUUGAAUUAAAAAAAGGAAAUAUAUUUCAAACAUAUAUAAGAGUUGAUAAUUAAUAAAAACAACAAAAACAAAAAUGAGAAUAAAAAAUUUUACACACAAAAAUUGAAAAAAAAAAUAUGUAAUACAUAUAUAAGAAAAUCAAUUUAUAUGACCAGUAGUCUGUACACACCUACACACAUGACUUUCAUAAGGAAUUUGAGGGGAUAAUUAUUAAAUAAAAUUUAAAAAAAAAUAUAUGAAACAAAUUCUAUUAAACGUUUUCAUUUUUUUACAACAUGUCCUAAUUAUUAUAUAAUUAAACAUGAUGAUAUAUAUAUAUAAUUGGUUAAUUUUUUUACAUUUUUUGCCUUGUACGUAACAAAAUUAUGUUUGUGUUUUUUUUUUUUUUUGUAACAAAUUCAAAAAUUAUUAAUGUUAUGUUAUUUUAUGUUAUCAAUUAAGGCAUAUAAUUUCUUAAAAUUUUCGAAAUUUUUUUUUCAAAAACAAAAAUCACCGUCCAAAUUAGUUACAGGCAUGCAUCCAUUAUUUCCACAUAGAAAAAAAAACAAUGAAAUCAUAUAACAUAGGCUGUUGAAAACAUGGGAGCGUAUGAUCAAUGAGUAGACAUUUUCCAACAAACAUAAGACCCAGUGGUCUGUACCAGAGUGUGUAUGCUUAUUUUAAAUUCAUUAAAUUUUACAAUAAAAUUUCAAGCAAAUACACAAAACAAUUUUGAAUAUAUUCAUUUUAAUUAUAGAAACAAAUUUUAUAAAAAUAAAUAAACUUGUUACUCUGCAGUAGCUAUUAUUCAAAACAAUUUCCAGCACUUUAGAAACUGUAAUUAAACUUUUAUAAAAUAAAAAUAAAUAAAUUUGUUAUUCAAAACUA
Stomoxys calcitrans (stable fly) is the source of this 5706-nucleotide messenger RNA. RefSeq names its product heterogeneous nuclear ribonucleoprotein R (gene Syp). Gene Ontology annotation, cellular component: nucleus; ribonucleoprotein complex. The transcript is spliced from 14 exons. The coding region runs from base 1615 to 3693 and encodes 692 amino acids. Gene Ontology annotation, molecular function: mRNA binding. The record is from RefSeq and is a predicted model, not a curated record. Lineage: Eukaryota; Metazoa; Arthropoda; Insecta; Diptera; Muscidae.